AUGGCGGCGCAGGCGAUUGCGGAGAUGGAGCAGAUCAAGGUUCAAGAAGUGGGUGAGGAUGAUCUGCAGGUUGGUGCAGCGGGCGGGCAGUCCGGAGAAGAAGCUGAUCCGGCGCUGCACGGUGCGGCGGGCGGGCAGUCUGGAGAAGAAGCUGAUCCCGCGCCGCAUGCGGCGGCGGCGGCGGGGGAGGUGAGGCUGGACUUUUGCUGCAAAUACUGCGAUAAGAAGUUCAGUACCAAGCAGGCAUUGGGAGGGCACCAGAACGCCCACCGGAUGGAUAGAGAUAUGGAGAAAAAUGGGAAGAGGAGUGCCCGCCAUGGUGGGUUCAUGGAUUAUGGCUUCUUGCAGCCUCGUUUUCUAUGUUCUCCUUUGGCUGGGUUUCCUCCGCUUCCCGGCGGCGGCAGCGGUGGCCAGGUGAACUACUCGUACCAGGCGGCCGCUGCAAAUCCGCCGUAUUUCCUGCCAGGCAAUUCCAUUUCCUCGCCGUUGAUUCCAACCGGCAGGCUGCCCUAUGCUUAUCCAUUUCCACCUGAAACCAGGCCACUCCCCAGUAGGCUGUCGGCGAUGAGUAUCCCCGGCGGCAACAGCUUUCCAGUCACCCCUCGCAGGCUUGCAGGUCCCAUUGUUAUCAACUCCAAUCCAAUGAAUACUCCACAAAUCAACAAGGAUAUGGAGGAUGGAGGACUGGACUUGACUCUCAAGCUAUGA
Molecule: messenger RNA, 708 nt
Organism: Ipomoea nil (Japanese morning glory)
Lineage: Eukaryota; Viridiplantae; Streptophyta; Magnoliopsida; Solanales; Convolvulaceae
Product: zinc finger protein STAMENLESS 1-like
Exons: 1
Coding region: 1-708 (235 amino acids)
Molecular function (GO): DNA-binding transcription factor activity
Source: RefSeq, a predicted model, not a curated record